UGAAGAGAGCGGUAUUUCCUAUCAUAAAAUGAUAGCAUGGCUUACAUGCCCAUGCACUCAUUCAGGUGCGUGACCAGAGUGUGAAGGAAAAGGCUGGGAUUCUUUUUUCAUGUAUACUUGUAGCUACUUAAAAUUAAGCUUUAUUUUGCUUAUGGCUCCAAGAUGGCCUACUCUGCUGUUAAGAGAAAUUAGAAAGGUGGAAUUAAACCAAUUUACUAUACAUAUUUAAUAUUUAAUACAUUAGUUCAAAUUCAUUACACACUAACGGAGAUGUGGUAUUUUAUCCAGAUACUAGUGCUGGUAACAGAAUUGUGACCAAAUUCCAGAACAGAUAUGGUAAUUGCAUAUAUGGCUUUUUAGGUAACGAAAGGCAUGGCAGUUGUGCAUGGCUAUAUUGCCAUGUGUGUUAUGACCAUUACGGACUAACUGAUGAUAUAAUGAUUCCCCUUAAGUGAGUUACAGGGUGACAGGACCCAAAACAGGGAGAGGGAAAGUGGGACAGGGACAGCCAGUGCCUCUGCCUCAGCAUCAGCCUCACAUGACCCAGGACUAGAUGUGGAUGAGGGUAGAGUUUCUGUACUUUUAAAGAGUAGUGACGUUUUAUGUUCUUUAUUUGUUUUGGAAGUUGAAAUAUUUCAUGUGAAAAUGCAAAAACUAUUUGGUUCUUGAAAUAUUCUGAAUGCUACCACUGUAGUUGGUCUGUCACAUAGUUUUUUUUCACAUGCUAAUUUAUGUCAUUCCAUCUCAGCAGGAGCAGCAAGUGCCACUGGAAACUCACCCACAGAGGCCCCCAUUGAUGUAGCAACAGGAAUUGCACCUGGUCCUGGAAUCCCACCUACAGAGGUCACUACUGAUUCUUGGGUUACACAACCGGACCCAGAGAAAGCAGCCCAGCUUUUCACACAGGCAGCUCUUGAAAACAAACAACAUAUGGAGCCCCUCACAUUCACCCUGAGUCUCAUGGACUCUGAAGGAGAGAGACACAGAGCGAUCAUCUCAUUACACAAGAGGCCCAGGGUGGAGUGGGCAAGGCCCCUAACUUGCAGAUUGAUUGGUGAAAGUUUUUUACUAUUCCUGCAAAUACAUACAUAUGUGAAUUUAUUAUGUUAGAUUUGUGUAGCUGUGACUUAGAUGGUGUAGUUUUUCCAAAAACCUGUGGUGUAACUUAUAAUAAAAGCACAUUUUUGACUUAGGUGACUCUGCUAUUGGUGAAGGCGUAAAACGGCAUGUGCUGUCCACUGUGAUGGGAACUGUCCAGAGUGGUUUCCCUCUGGAUGAAAAAAAGGUAUGUCACACUAUAUUUGUUUUGCAUACAGAAAAAUGUCUGUGUCUGUUAUUUGACAGUUUCUCCUCUGAAGGGAGAGUGCUUCUCUUCGAGGGAGAGAGUGACCACCUUAUUCCCUCAACAAGUCAAGAGCUCCUGGAGGGUGAUUUACUUGUGACUGCAGGAAAGAUGGUUGGUCAUUCAUUCUUGAAUGGAGGCCCAUGUCUCACUGGCCUAAGCACAGCAAUCAUCCAUGUACUUUUUGGCGGCAGUCCAGAGAUGGCAACCAUAUGCCUGUCAGACUGUGUGGAUCAGGAUGUCCGGGAUGUCUUGGCACUGUUGGAAAGAACCAGGGACCUGUCAGAAGAAGACAAAUCCCAGAUUCUCUCUGUGACACUGCCCUGGGACCUGCCUGGUGUCACACUGAACAACAGGUGGUGGUUGAGGGAGAAAAUACUGCUCCAUGCUGUUCUUGGACGGACGACCCAGCAGGUUAAACAAAUCCGACGAGGCCUGAAAGACACGGGUAUCUGGGAGUUUUUUAGCUCCAGGCCAGAUGCUGUGCAAGUCCUAUUCCCAAGGGCCUGCAAUGCAGAGAUCACGCCACAAAUGAUUCUGGACAAUAUCAACUGGCCAAGGGACGAGGACAUCGAUGAGGGCAUCGUCAGCCUGGAGGACCAUUGCAGAGUAAUGACCUUCCUCCGGAAAUUUAUAGAGGAUGGUACAUUGCCUUUGUUCUUGAGUAAGACUCGCUCUAUGUAGUGUUUGAGUGUCAGUGUGUGUGUAUCGAAUUUGUUUCCCGUGUGUAUUUUUGUAAGGUACUCCGGAAGUCCUGUAGACUUUGCUCACAUUCUGGACUUGUUGGGGUGUUGUUUCCUCAAACUUGGAGGUGGAAAUCAUCAAUUGUGCCCUACCACAGUCAUCAACUUGUUUUUUGACUCUGAAGCUGUCAAAGAAUACAACAAACUAUGAAAACGUUUUUCAUGACCUGAUGGCAAGCAUAUCCUCCUCCUACUCUGGAUUCGGUUUGAGCACUGAUACAGACACAUCAAUCUGUCAGAUUUGAGCACCGAUGGAGACAAAGGUUCAGAUCUCAUUUAGUUGUAUUUGUUCAAAGCACUGGUAGAGACACAGACAAAUCAUUCUCUUCAUUUAGUUGUAUGGCGUCACAAUAUUCAUAGGUUAAGACAGAAACUUGUUAAUCCCAGAACCCCCAACAUUUGAUGUGCAUUGUUUUUGAUUCAGCCGUUGUUAACUAAAUGUUUUGAUGGAUACCAGACCACUCUGUGUGAGGCACCUUGCUUGUGCAUGCAUGCUCACAAGGCAUGAUUGUUAAUAAAAACAUUCGGCAAAUGAAUAACUGACUUAAGUUCUUUUUUUGAAGCUCAACACACUUAGUCAUCAAUAAAUUGGUAAGACAAUUUCAAAUGUGAGUAACAUAAUUUAAGCAAAUAUGAGAACUGCCUUAUACUUUAAAGACCCUUCUAUUCAGCUAUGGUUUUGGAACACAUACAAAAUCAAAUGUGCCAUUAGUUAUGGUCAUUGGCACCAAAAUGUUAGCAAUCAGCAAUUAACUUCAACUUAAAUGUCUGAACAUACUACAAGUCAAACAUUACAUUU
This is a messenger RNA of Etheostoma spectabile (orangethroat darter), 2884 nucleotides long. RefSeq lists its product as uncharacterized. The coding region runs from base 1244 to 2026 and encodes 260 amino acids. The transcript has 6 exons. Lineage: Eukaryota; Metazoa; Chordata; Actinopteri; Perciformes; Percidae. The record is from RefSeq and is a predicted model, not a curated record.